GUACGCCGUUUUACAACGGAUGUACGCUUUGUGCUGCACGCUGAACUCCGCCCAGUAGCACGAGGCUGUGCUCACGAGCAGACAAGCAAACAACGGUAGUGAAAUAUAACGGCAGCGGCAACGUUUGUGCUCGCAUCUUACCUAGGAAUCUCUGCAAGCCAGGCUCCCCCCUUAGCAUCUGCCUAAAAAAGUGUUUUAGAAGUCACAAAAGGAAAAGACACAUCGAUCUCGUAAAUCUGGUGUACCGUCUUCUUCAACGGCGCAUUUGUGUUGUGCGUGGCAUUCGUAUUUACUGCUUUUUUUUUUUGGGUUUCUGCGGUGCCCGCUAACGUCUUUAUAUAUAUAGUUUCCGUAUCGCACGACACCACCACACGCUCAGCGUCUUAACGUUAGGAUCGAUUCGACUAGCCCUCUUGUAUUUGGUAGCAGUAGUACUCGUUGUAUAGUGUUUUGAUCGUUGGGCAGCGCUUAGAAAGGUCUGGAGCUGCGCCGCAACUCACUCAUUUCUUUUUUCUUCUUUUUCCCUCGUUUACCAUCAUUGGUACCUUUAAAAACAAAAGAGAAAGGCCUCUCUUUGAUGCUGUGUCGUCGCGGCAGCGACACAUACAUUUCUUGACUGUUUUGCUCAACCAAAUCCAAACCGAGUCGCGAUGAUGCGCCGCAGUUGCGUGCUCCUUAGCGGGGGCAUGGUCGAGUACCAUGAGUGGCACCUGCACGAACCGCUGCUGCAGAACUACGAGGGCUGGCGUAUUCUUGACAACCCAAAGUACGAGAACAAAUCGGACGCGUACAUCUACGAUCUCACGGGUAGCGUGCGCCACCUCGACCCCAUCAUCGACGACCCACGGCUGACGCACAAGCAGCGAGUGUGCCGCCUGUACCGCUGGGCGCUGAAGGAAUUACAGAUGUGGAUGAUCCAGCUCAACGCCCACAAGUUCAACCUCGCCUACAAAGUUGUCCGCCGGCGCUUCGAGAAAUACCGCUACGUCACGGAUCCCGCCACGUGUGAUAUGAUGGUGCGCCAGACCCAAAAGUACCUGCGCGACAACGCGAACUUCCAUUAUAUGCGGCGCAACAACAGCUCGCCGUGGAGCACGUACACCCUCGCCAAUCCGAUGUUCCACCCGGACAACUCGCUCGUCUACGAUCACUGGACGCACCCCGAGGUGAUGUGGUACGACGAUGCGAAGCUGCAUCGCUGGACGGCGCACCACCCAAUGUACGCCGGACCGGGUGAGGCGUCAGAGCGCUUUGGAGACAUGGACGUAGCGCCUCACCUGCGCGGCAUCACAUGGGCCAUAUUUUUAACCGUUUUUGCAUGGUGCUUCUACCAGCUGCUGGGCCUGCCGUCGCUGCGCGAAGAGAAGCACUUCGAGGAGUGGUCGAAGCAGUUCGAUCAGAAUUUGAAGGGCGCCAUCUACGCCGAGGAGCGCAACUCGCGCACGCGCAACAGCGUGCUCGGCAAGGACUGGGAUAGAGUUAUGGGCACCGUGCCCGGCGUGCCAGGCUACUACCUGAACGACAUUGGCUCUGUAGACCCCAACAACUACGCCAAGUAA
Messenger RNA from Leptomonas pyrrhocoris, 1559 nucleotides. Its product is annotated as putative mitochondrial NADH dehydrogenase subunit NI2M. The transcript has a single exon. Bases 651 to 1559 code for a protein of 302 amino acids. Gene Ontology annotation, biological process: mitochondrial electron transport, NADH to ubiquinone. The record is from RefSeq and is a predicted model, not a curated record. Lineage: Eukaryota; Euglenozoa; Kinetoplastea; Trypanosomatida; Trypanosomatidae.